Molecule: messenger RNA, 360 nt
Organism: Didymodactylos carnosus
Lineage: Eukaryota; Metazoa; Rotifera; Eurotatoria; Philodinida; Philodinidae
Source: the annotation of a GenBank genome assembly
AUGGGUGAUAUUCAUGAACGAACUUUCAUCUUGGUCAAACCCGAUGGAGUUGCGCGUGGCCUGGUCGGAGAAAUCACCAAACGAUUCGAACACCGCGGAUUCAAACCUGUUGCAAUAAAAUUGGUUUUGGUUUGGGAAGGGUUCGGUGUUAUAGCUGUCGGUCGAAAAAUGUUAGGAGAAACUGAUCCAGCCAAAUCUGAACCGGGGACAAUUCGUGGCGAUUUUGCUAUUGCAACUGGACGGAAUGUUAUUCACGGAAGCGAUUCAGAGAAAUCAGCUAAACGUGAAAUUGAUUUAUGGUUUCGUCCAGAUGAGGUUACACAAUGGACAAGUGCUGCUGGAAAAUGGAUACAUGAAUAA